Scophthalmus maximus (turbot) is the source of this 3438-nucleotide messenger RNA. Its product is annotated as dnaJ homolog subfamily C member 5. The transcript has 5 exons. The coding region runs from base 213 to 803 and encodes 196 amino acids. Gene Ontology annotation, biological process: regulation of synaptic vesicle cycle. Lineage: Eukaryota; Metazoa; Chordata; Actinopteri; Pleuronectiformes; Scophthalmidae. Gene Ontology annotation, cellular component: membrane; presynapse; intracellular membrane-bounded organelle. The record is from RefSeq and is a predicted model, not a curated record.
GCCGUUAUCUCCGUGGCCGCAACUACCGGCUGUUUGAAUGGUCUAGCGGCGGAACGCAGAGCUCAACUGCGAUGCGAGUAUUAUAAAAACUCACUUGGCUUACGCAGAAGAAGAAGGGGAGACGGCCAGACCGCGCGUGGUUGGUGAAAAAAAGGUGAGAGGCUGAGUCAGCGAACGAGCCAGUGAGAGAAGGAAAGAGAGAGAGAGGGGCCAUGGAGCAGCAGAGACAGAGGACUCUCUCCACAUCAGGAGAAUCGCUGUACGUCGUGUUGGGAGUCGACAAGAGCGCCACGACAGAUGACAUCAAGAAAUGUUACAGGAAACUGGCAUUGAAGUUUCACCCAGAUAAGAACCCAGACAACCCAGACGCAGCCGAGAAGUUCAAGGAAAUCAACAAUGCCCACUCCAUACUGGCCGACGCCACCAAGAAGAACAUCUACGACAAAUACGGCUCGCUGGGGCUCUAUGUUGCGGAGCAGUUCGGAGAGGAGAACGUCAACACCUACUUUGUUCUGUCCAGCUGGUGGGCGAAGGCCUUGUUCGUCUUCUGCUGCCUGACCACAGGUUGUUAUUUCUGUUGUUGCCUGUGUUGCUGCUGUAACUGUUGCUGUGGUAAAUGUAAACCUCGGCCGCCCAUGGACCAGGAGCCCGAGUUCUACGUCUCCCCCGAAGACCUGGAGGCCCAGCUGACCGCUGACGAGAGAGACGGCGGUGAACCCAUAAUAUUGCAGCCGUCCUCAGCCACAGAAACCACCCAGCUCACCUCCGACGCCCGCCACAGCUACAGGACCGACGCAUACUAACAGCACUCAUGCAUACACGCACACACACACACACUCUCAUAUCUGCAAACAGUGCAUACCGUCACAGCCCAAACUUUUGACAACCCUCUAAAUUUCAAACUGAGGUGGAACGAGAGAGGAAGAAGAGGGGAAAAAAAGUGAACAAGCAAGAGAGAAAUAAACACUGAACACUUGUUUUAACACUGGUUAGACAGAAUGCAAAUGAACAAGGGUGAUCCUGUUUUCUUUAUAGGCACACACACACACACACACACACACACACACACACACACACACACACCAGACACUGAGCUCAGUUUUCAUGACACAGUUCAACGUCCACCCUCAGAGUGACAUAUCGUUACGCAGAAAAACCGGGGCAGAAACACGGAGACUCUUCUACCAAACAUUGAUCGUUUUUCUAUAUUUCACCUGUAAGAAGUGGAAGAGAGAAAACAAGACUCAACACUAAACAUGCAAAAUUCAUUUUAACAUUUUAACAGUAAUGUUUUUUUCAAGUGAAACUUGUGCCACAGUCGACUGAGGCAUAAACUCACUCUUUCCAUUUAUCUAUAUUCACUUUUUAUCAAGUGUUAUUGUGAGUACCAGCACAGUCCUGAGGAACACACGCUGUAGGAAUGCGAGGAAGGUUUUGCUCUGUUGUUGCAUGAAUUUGAAAUUAGGGUUGCAGCUAUAUCCGGUUUCUACCACCGUAUGAAAUUUGACGAUAAUAAUACCGUAAACUGGCGAAUAACCAGUUUUAUAAAAAAAUAAAUAACGAACGGAGAAUCUCGACCGCACAUGCCAGAAACGACAGAACAAAUGUGUUUCUCUGCUCCAUCACAGAACUCCCGAGUCCAUGGAAAGCCUAUUUGCGACUAGUCACUCUUAUUAUUAAUUGACAAAAUUAAUCACAUUACGUCAGUUUCUCAGCCGUAGCAGUAAUGAGUCACUUUGCCGGUUACUAACACUUCUCCGUUGUGUAUUUUACUGCGAUACUCCUCUUCUUCCUAUCUGCCUCUCCUCUUCUCUGUCACUUCUUCCUUCCCACACUGAACAUUGUGUAUCUACUGUGGGAGUCCAGUGUUAUGAGUAACAGCAUUACAAGUUCAUUCACAUACAUCUACACACUGAGAGAGCCCCAUUUGUGUUUGUUUUUUAGUUGUGUGAAAGUAAAAAUGCUCUACGUGUCUUGUGAACCGUACGUUUAGAUUUCACUGUUUUUUUUUGAGUUGGUCGGAACUUUGAACUCGGGGAGGUUCGUUUAUUCCUUCUUCUUCCGUUUGUCUCUGUAGAUUUGCUUUACGUCACCUUUUUAUUUUUCUUGUUUAUGUCGUUAAUGAAGGGAAGAUAUUAAUAUCCAAAAUCUUUAUGUAGAUGAUAAAAUUAUCAUAGCGUCUGGAAAACCGUUUACAACAAUCAAACUGAAUAGUUGGGGUAUCUUUUUUUUGUAGUUCUUCAUUUUGUCACAAGUGAGUAGCACUCCAACUCUGCUAUGGUAUAAAAAACAGGAAAAUUGUGGUUGUUUGUGUGAACUGUUUAUUUUUUCUAAUAAAAAAAAACAAAAAAGGAAAAAAAACAUACACCUACAUCCAACCAAACAAUCCAACCUACAACCUAGUUCACUGACGUUACUUUUCUUUGAUUAUUCAGUCAAACACACUCAUUAUGUAUUUAUACGUAUCAUGAGAACGUGCAAUAAGAGCUGAACAAGUCUCUUCCAUGACUGCCCUUCACUUCCAGACUUCCACUCACAAUUUUCAAAGGUUUUCCCGUGGGAAAUCUGCAGGCUCAUAGAAAAUCGAAUAAGCUCAGACUGUUGCGACGUUAAGAAGAAUGAGAUGUAGCUAAUUAUAGUUAUUACAUAUCUCCAUCAAACCCCACAAUUGAUUAGUUACAUGUACAAAUCAGAUUUAAUACAGUCAUUUGUUUUAAACACAUGAACAUUUCUUUCAAUUUCUUAUCCAUUCUUUUGGUUUUACAGUUAGUUUUUAAAUUUGUCUUCCAAUUUUAUAUCCCAGUAGAUUUUUUUCAGUCCAACUUUGGUCAAAGAUCUUUUGAAGGGUUUUUAUGAAACCUGCAGAUGCUCCGUAUUAACCAGAUUUAUCUUCACCUGAUUUGUUUUUGUGCUUCUUGUCAUGCUGUCCCUGAUCUGACUGAAAAUGUCACAUGGUUAAACCCAAAUCCCUAAUUUCUUUCUCACAUUUUUCCUCUAUUGACCAAACCUACAACUGUCUGACUGAACGCAGUGUGAAGUCUGAAAGACAUAAACCUGGAGUGAGGAAACUUUUCAUUGUUAGAUCUACAAACAAUGACAUAAAUAACAAGAACUGAUUUGUGAAUAUAGCAAAACAGAUGAUAAUAAUAUUGAAGCAUUAUUUUAUUUAUUUUAUUUUUUCUCAUCUUUUUAAUGAUUAAUUAGCAAUUAGCUGGUAUGUCGAGGGGAUGUAUAGAAUUUUAGAUGUAAAUCAUUUUGAAAAAUUUAAAUGACAAAAUGGCAGACCUGCUGUAUAUACACACAGUGGCACAGCACAUAGAGUUGUAGAGGUUUUCUGUCGUUAGCAUGGAUUAAUAUGUUUGUGUCUGUCAGGCAGACGUAUGGGUAAAUUAAGUAUCCGAUGUACUGAUGUAAAAUAAAUGUUUCGGAUGCUUCAGA